GGCUCCGUCUACAUCUACGUGGCCAACCUGGCGCUGGCCGACCUGCUCUACCUGUCUACCAUCCCCUUAGUGGUGUGCACCUACUUCGCCCACGACUGGCUCUUCGGAGACGCCGGCUGCCGGGUCCUGCUGAGUUUAGACCUGCUCACCACGCACGCCAGCGUUUUCAUUUUGGUGGUCAUGAGUCUGGAGCGCUACCGAGCCGUAGCCCGCCCCCUGAGCGCCUGCGACUCAUCCCCGCGGAGCCGGAAGGCGACGGCCGCCGCCAUCUAGGCCACGGCGUUCGUGCUCACGCUGCCAAUGACGGUCAUGAUCCGACUCAGGCAGGAAAAGCCAUCCCCGGCCGGCCUGGUUAAGAGGAUGUGCUUCCCAACGUGGACCCUGGAGGCCUUCAAGGUCUACGUGGGCGUUCUGUUCGUGACCACCAUUCUUGUCCCAGGCCUGGUCAUGGUCUUGCUGUACGCGGGCCUCGCCAAGCGCUACUGGGCAACCCAGACCCGCCUAGGAGGACGCGGACGCUCGGCCCGGCGGCGAGGGCUCAAACACCGUGUGGUGGUGAUGAUCUUCAGCAUCGUGGUGGCCUACUGGGCCUGUUUCCUGCCCUUCUGGGGAUGGCAACUGACCCAGCUUUUCACGCCGGAGUCCCUCAAAGCUCUAUCCCCAGCCACUCACAACUAUGUCAACUUUUUUGUCACCUGUCUGACCUACGGCAACAGCUGCAUCAACCCCUUCCUCUACACACUGCUCACAAGAAACUACAAGGACUACUUUGGCCAGUCCACGGUGGCCAGCAGGAUUGAGCUGCUUUUUGCGUUACACAUGCCCUUCUGGCUGAAUGAGACGUGCCGAAUAGUCGUAGCCCCACUGCCUUCUAUCUACUAAAAAGUCCCACUGAAAACCAUUGGAAUAGUCAUUUUUUACCACUUCUUAUUGUAAAUUAAUGUAAUCUUUUAUAUUCAGAGUUCAAGUUGGACUACUUAGUUUUUAUAUUUGUCCACCAGAUGGUAGUAGAUGGCGUGCGAACCACGCAGCAAAGUUUCACAUGGUUUUUUUUCUAGUUUUCUGCAAGAGUUCCUUACAACUAAAAUGAUAACUGUGUAGCUAGUGAUGUUGGUCAUCAAUGGUGUGUGUGUGUGUGUGUAAAAGAAAAGAAGGUGUAAAAGAAGAGGGUGUGUGUCAUCUUAUAUUUAAACACUCUUAUAUCGCAUUAUUAAAAUCAAUAAAAAGGUUUAAAAUCCAAAUAUCAAAUUCAUAUUUGAUAAGCAUGAACUUCUUCAUUAAGGCAUACAUUGAAAAUGUAUGAGUGAUAAAUUCAAAUAAAGAAUUAAUGGUUGUUCCCAUUCAAAGCAUGAAGCAGUUUUACGACAAAGGUUUUAAAAAAUGUUGCAAAGCAAAAUUAUGCAUUUUUUUCAAUACAAUAUUAUCAAUCCUUUAUUGAAAUAAAGACAUUUUAAAUUUAUAUUUACUUCCUUUAUUUAAAAAGAAAAUAUUUCAUUUUCAGUUGAGUUGUACAAGUUAAAGGUCACAUAAAUGGUGAAAAUGUUUUGAAUGAUCUAUCUUGUGUGUGUAUAUAUAUAUAGACAAGUUGUAUAUGUAAUAUCACAAAAAAAUGGCUUUUGAACAGGAGGGUGUUGACUUUUUAUCACCACUGUAUAUUCACGUCUAUACAGGUUUUUAAAUCUGGAAGUAUUUAAAUUGAGUGUGUAUUUGUUAAUAAUCUCGAGCGUGGACCUGUUCAUUAAGGCAUAAAUGUUGGCGACGCAUGAGUGACAAAUUACGGUAAACACAUUUAAAAGGU
Phyllopteryx taeniolatus (common seadragon) is the source of this 1798-nucleotide messenger RNA. RefSeq names its product urotensin-2 receptor-like. Gene Ontology annotation, cellular component: membrane. The coding region runs from base 301 to 882 and encodes 193 amino acids. Lineage: Eukaryota; Metazoa; Chordata; Actinopteri; Syngnathiformes; Syngnathidae. The transcript is spliced from 2 exons. The record is from RefSeq and is a predicted model, not a curated record. Gene Ontology annotation, biological process: neuropeptide signaling pathway. Gene Ontology annotation, molecular function: urotensin II receptor activity.